CUCUCGCUCCCUCCCGCCAGUCUGCGAUCGUGUGUCGUUGAAGGAGGUCGUUUGUAGUUUCGUUCAGAAAUCGCGGGAUAACUUUCGUAAAAAAAACAUUUGGAAAUUACUUUUUGGUGUUAGUGGAUAAUAUUAAUCGGUUUAUUUUGUGGAGUGACGUAGACUGUGAGAUUAUAGUGAAUUCUGAGUGGAAUGUUAUUGAGUGACUAGUGAGAGAUAGUAAAGUUGGCUAAUAUUGUGCAUCCGUGUUGCAAAGAUUGCAGGUAGUGUGCAAUAAAUUCUGAACGGAGUGAACGGAUUUUCGACGGAUUAAAUCGAGUGUGAAGUGAGUGAGACAGGAGAUGCGGUCUGUGUGUGUUAGAGUGAGAUAUAGCUAGUGACAUGUGUUAGUGCAACAUGCGGCCGCGGUGGCGCUGCGAUCGCGUCUCGUGACGUUUCUGAAACAAGAUGGCGGACUCGACUCCCGCCACUUCUAUCAUCGAGGGAACUGUCAAGUUCCGGGAUGGAAAAAAGUGGAAGUCAAGAUGGUGUGUCAUGCGAAAGCUAUCACCAGUUGCAGACUGCGUCCACCUCCAACUCUACAAAGACCUGAAGGAGCGGCAGCGCAACGGGCAGACCAAGGCCUCACUCUCUCUACAGCAGUACCUCGGCUUCGAGUCGGGGUUCACGCUGGACAAGGAGUCCAACACCCUGGCGAUCCUGUGUGAGGACGUCACCCCGGUGCUGGCCUUCGAUACCAGGGAGAUCUUGAUGCAGUGGCGGGUUAAGGUCCAACAUAACCUCGGCAGCAGCAGAGAAUACUCAGCGGUGCUGAUAACAGUGCCAUCUAGCGCCAACAUCCGCGCCGGGCCGGUGCGCCUGCACGUGUGCGGGACAAGGCUAGCACUAUGCGCGUCAAGACCGCCUGAAGUGCUCGCUCUGUGGGACGUCAAGCUAUUGAGACGCUACGGUGUAGUAGACAAGCGGUUCUGUGUGGAAGGCGGCUCACGGUGUGGUAGGGGUGAGGGCCUGUUCGUCUUCGCUGCUGAGAAGGGCAAGGAACUGGCUGAGGUGCUGAGUUAUAGCCAGGAGGGACAGUCGCGGCUGAGUAUCGCCUCUAGGUGUGGUUCUGCCCUAGAAAAGCGCUUCUCCGACACCAGCUCCUGCCUCGACGACUGUUUCCGCUCGGGCUCCCCGUCGUGGGCGCCGGCGUCGCAGACCAUGCACUGUCUGUCCGACCUGGACAGCAGUAUGGAGGAGCAGUUCAACAGACGACCGACGUCUUUGCCGCGGUGCUCGAGCUGUAUUGGGAAGAUUGGGUCGCAGUUGGUCAGAUCAUCGACAAUGACGCCAGGCUCCCUCAUGAGUCCAGUGUGGACGAUGGAAAACAUCAUGGAGAAGCGAUCAGACUCCGACCGAGCGUCCAUCUACUCGCGAUCCAGUGGAUCAGCCUCAGAAUACUCCGUCCCAAGAACCAGUUGUCUCUUAGACAAGAGCUUUGAGUCCAAGCGGGCGAGUCCUGUCGGCUGCUGCCCCAGUAUUCCCGUGAAGACAGGCAACACGUGCGCGUGCUGGCAGCAGCCCAAGCCGUGUGCGUGUAGGAAGAAGACGUUCAGUGGACCCUACGAGAACUAUGAUGUGCCAAAGACUCCUAUGCCUUUAAUACAGGAACACCCCGUAGACGGCGGCGACGCGACCAGCCUGUACGACACACCAAAGAAACUAAAAUGUCUAUUAAAUGGACAGACCUGUAGCUGUAGUCACCCAGACAACUCCGUAGAAGAAUCCGGCCAGAUCGUCGUCGAAACCAAUUGUGAUAAUAGCAGUAACGAAACUAACGACAAAACACUAGAAUCACAUUCUAACUACGUCAACAUAACCCCAGAAAAACCUGAACCUAGACAAGACUAUGGCAACUACGCAAAUAUAGACCUCAACGCUACACUGGAGAAGUUUGAAACUUCUUUACAGAUACUAAGAAGCGCUGGCUUCAGUCAAGAAGAACUAGAUGCUUUGGAAGACAUUCCUGAACAUGAUGACGACAUCUCAACGGCAACUCUUAACACGGUCCAUCCGUCCACAGAAUGCUGCAACGACCAUUUAAACUACAUGCAUAUGGAACCGUUGGAAAUCAGCAGUUCCAGCAAUAGUAAUAAGAACUGCUCAGACAACAUCAGUAGGAUCAGCCACGUGUCUGAUCCCACACAGCAUUCGGAAUCAGACACAAUCAGUACCAGAAGGUCCAGCUCAGCUGACUUCACAAAACGGGACGACGACUACGGAAUAUCCAAAAACAUCUGCUUCACGCCGACAGUGCUACGAAAAGCGUCAAAGACCGACUGCAUAAACGUGCGUCUACGGGCUAAAAGUCCAGAAGCGAUCAAAUUCAAGAUCCCAGAGUCCAAAACUGAGAAUUCCUUCGUUGCCAGAUUUCGGGAGUCCGUCAAAAUACGCCGCUCUUCAAGCGUGCCGAGCAAGACUGACAAGAACCGUGACUCAUCCAGCUCCAACGACUCUGGAGUCUCAACAGGGUCUUUAAAGCACCACAAAUGUGACUUCAACGAGUUUGAGAUGCCAGUGACUAGUGCCAAGUCUUGCAAGAAGCACCUGAAGUGCAGCAAGCAGAUGCGUCUCUCUCUGACCCCAGCAGCUGAGUUCCUGAAAGCCAGUUCGUCGGAUCCCAUGAAGAAUCUGACGUUUCACUUUGAAGAGGUGGCGACGAUGACCAAGUCUAACUCUUGCGAUGUCGACACCUUGACCAGGAGGAAGAAGAGGAUUGGAGACAACGACAGCACGGCCCGCCACAGCCAGAUGACGAACAAGAGCACGUCGAGCGGCGCGUCCGAUACGUCCGAUUACAUGGAGUCGCUAUCCGUAUCGUCGUUCAGCUCGUGUGACGUGUCGGCCGACCGCCACGUCACCCGUCCACGGUCUGGAAAGGAAUACGCUAACAUCGACCGAGUACUUGCCCAUGUGCACACUGGCUGAAUGGAAUAUGGAAAAAGAAAUAAAAAAGAAAAGUGAAUUGUCGAUGGUCGGCGGUUUGACGUUUGGAGUUUGGCGCGGGAAAAGCGGAGCAUUUGCGAAUAUUGUUUGGUGCAAAUGUUUUUUUUCUGUUUACUUUUAAAUUGACACCAAUACUGCCAAUUAAAAUCAGGGAUAGUGAAAGUAAACUAUAAAAUAUAGUACUUACUUAAUUAAGUUUAACAUCCACAAUCUAAUUGCGUCUUUGCGUAUACAUAUAGGUAUGUUUUGAAUUAACUACAAAUCUGCAAUAUACAAUUCACUGUAAAUAGUUUUGGUAACUAUUGUUAAUAUACAUACUAUUCAAAACUAACAAUUGUUCCUAUAAUAUUGUAAAUAACUUGUUCGAACCUAGAUGUAGAUGCGUGCCAAAAAUCUAAAAUGUACUUAGCUGGCUAAAUAUAAGGUUUUGGGUAUAACUUUAAUACAUUGGUAUCAAUUAAGUAUAUCUAUAGGUAUCUACCUAAAUAAUUUAAGUUUAUUAUCGAUAGUACUCAAAAAGUGGAAUUAAAAUAAAAUUACCUGUAAGUAACGUCCCACGAAUAAUUUUUUGUUAAGUAAGUUUAUUAUUUACUUACUUAAAAUGGAUCAUACAUAAUAACGAAAUGAAGUUAUAUUUUAUUAUUGGAUAGGGACUACCUUUGAAGGUACUUUUUUAUUAUUGACAAAGCAUAAAGAAAAAGUUCACAAAAUAAAUCUUAAGUAUUUGGAUUAAUAUUCAUGAGUUAUGAGAUUUUGAACUUUAAUCAACUUAAUUAGUAGGUAAUUUCAUUUUAUGAACUAAGAACUAAACCUUAGGAACAUACUUACUUAAAUUAUUUGUGCCUUUGCAUUUUAAUGUGUUUAAAUAUUAAAAAUAGAUUUAAUCAUUUUCAUUGUUACCUUAUUUAAGGACUUAGAAAUUGUUUGAAAUAAUUAAAUGUGUAGAAUAGUAGACAUUAGAAAGCAGGUAUAAAUAGCAACGGUCUUAUUACAUAAUAAGUACGAUAUAUAGUUUUGUAAUAAUAAUUAUGUUUAUCUAUCUAUAAAACUAAUAAGUAAUGGUCAAAACUAUCAAAAAACACAUUUGUCUAAACUUAGUUUUAAGAUAGUUUUGCCCACUAUUUAUAAUAUUUUUUGUACAUUACUUAUCUUAAAAUAAUAUCGCCUGUACUGAAAUAAAAAGCAAUAGACUUCUUCCAUACAAUCGUCUCCUUAAAUUAUUUUUAUGUUACAAUAAAGAUUUAUGGAAACGGUAUUUUUACGGCUAAUGUUAGGUAUUAGGUGUGAAGAUAAUCUUAAGAUUUACCGGCUUAUCCUUAGGUUAACCGGAGGAGCGGUUAAUGUUAGGUUCUGGUUAAUCAUAAGUUUAUAAUUACACCUAACGUUAGCCGUAACCGAUAUACACAAUACACAUAAUAUGAUACAAGCGUACGAUAAAUAAUAUAUUAUAUUCCGUAAAUAGAUAAUAUAAAUAUCCAUUAGUAACUAUUGGUCAUUUUUAUACAGGCUAACAAAACUAUAGACUCGGUCCUGCCAAAUCAAAGUACCUACAGAGGGGAUACUUUUUUAUAAAUAUUUAAAGACUUAUUAUCAUGUAUAGGCUAUUAAUAUUAUUUUUAUAUAUAUUUCCAGUGCUGGGUUUGUUAAACUUAUUGUCUAGUCAGCGAUAGUGUUUUGACCAUAACGAUCUUUUAAAUGCUCUGAUAAUU
Molecule: messenger RNA, 4694 nt
Organism: Plutella xylostella (diamondback moth)
Lineage: Eukaryota; Metazoa; Arthropoda; Insecta; Lepidoptera; Plutellidae
Biological process (GO): neuromuscular junction development; positive regulation of protein tyrosine kinase activity
Molecular function (GO): protein kinase binding
Source: RefSeq, a predicted model, not a curated record